AUGAAUUUUAAUAAAUUGAUUGUAAGAAUUCUUUCUUGUGAAAUUUGUGGAAAGCCAAGUGAAAGUAAAAAUUAUAAUGUUGUUAGUUGUCCAGGUACAGAGCCUUUUGUUUCUAUUUUUUAUUUAAAAUUAUAUACUAAAUACUAUACGAUUGCGUUUAACGGACCUGAGUUAAAGAUGCGGAUAGCAUUCGGAUAA
This is a messenger RNA of Meloidogyne enterolobii, 198 nucleotides long. NCBI's taxonomy places the organism in Eukaryota, Metazoa, Nematoda, Chromadorea, Rhabditida, Meloidogynidae. The record is from the annotation of a GenBank genome assembly.